UUUUGAAUAUUAUGAGAAGAGGCGAAAUUUGUAUUCCAGUGACAAUGACCAUCAUAUCACAUUCCCAGAUGGAAUGAGAGGUCAAAAUAGCUCUGUGUGCACAAAUGUAUGCGGACAGCAGGCUACUGAGCUGUGGAUGUUGGUGAAUGUAGACCUGGCAGGGACGACGCUGUGUUUUGCACGGGGAUGACAAGGUAAGAGAAGAGUCAGUUAAACCAAACCUCUGACCUUAGCUCCUGUGGAGGAGCCUUCAGACUCAGAUAUGACUGUGAUGAGGAAGAGGUUCUCCUCAGUCUGUUCCUCUUCCUCAGCUGAAGAAGACAGUGCAAGCCUCUAUGACAGCGUUCCCAUUUCUGCCUCUGACCCACCCAGUGAACAGGAACAUCCCUAUGCAUCUCUGCUCUGUUGCCAUCGAGUCCAAGACUCUCUGUUGAGCUCCAACAGCAGCUUCACCAGAUACAGAGGCAUCCUCAACUGGAUCAUUAUUCUCCUGGUCCUCACUCACGCUCACCUGUUCUUGGAGAAUUUUAUACAACAUGGCUUUUUGAUAGAUGUCAAAAAGGUCUUGGAGCAUCUUAUUGAGGACAACUGUAACUGGCCAUCUGUCAACCUCAUACUGGCUGCCAACAUGUUUGCCAUUACAGCUUUGCUCCUUGAGAGGUCUCAGGAAAAGGGUAUGCUGUCCCCCACCAACACUCAUCGUUUACAUCUCACAAAUCUGGGGUUGCUCCUGCUAUUUCCUGCUGCAGUCAUUGUACAUGAGCCCACAAUAUCUACAGGUGGUGCGUUCUUCUCUCUCUGGUUCUACACUGCUCUGGGGAUGAAGCUUUAUUCAUACCAGGAAACGAAUCGCUGGUACCGACAGGCUGAUGCAGAGACAGACAAGAAUGUUUCUGUUGCGCAAAAAGCACCCGGUCAGCAUCUCACUUUACAAGAUCUGUAUUAUUUCCUCCUUGCCCCCACUCUGUGCUACCAGAGAGACUUCCCAUGUACUCCUAAGGUCCGCAUCAAUAAGCUCCUGCACAGGCUGCUGGAGAUGGUGAUCGUUAUCCAGAUCAUGGUUGGAAUUGUGCAGCAGUGGAUUGAACCCAUCUUCCAGAGAUCAGAAAACUCCUUCUCUAGUAUGGACAUCACUAUGAGAGUGGAGCACCUGGUGGGACUGGUGGCUCCAACCCAUUUCCUCUGGCUCCUCGUCUUCUUCUUGAGUCAUUCCUACCUGAAUUUCUGUGCAGAACUGCUGCGCUUCGGUGAUCGCCAUUUUUAUGGAGACUGGUGGAACGCCACAACUCUGAUCACUUUCUGGAAGCACUGGAACAUUCCCUGUCAGAAGUGGUGUCACAGACAUGUGUACACACGGCUGGUGGAAAAGAAUGUGCCCCCGUCACGAGCAGAGUUACUGGUCUUCCUGAUGUCAGCUGCUCUUUGUGAGUGUAUGAUUGCUCUGCCCCUGCAUAGCUGUCGUCUGUGGAUCUUCCUCAUGAUGAUAUUUGAGCUUAUGGUUGCAGUGUUCCUCGGAAACUAUUUCCAGGGAAACUAUGGCAACGGUUUAGUGUGGCUGUGCCUGCUGCUGGGCCCUCCUCUGGCUGUGACCACUUACUUUCACGACCACUACAUCAGCUUCCAUCGCCAUCAUCAUCAGUCAUCAUCCUCACCGCUGACAUCAGACCACCGUCUUCCCGGAGCAGUUUUCCUGCAGGCUCACUGAUUCUGUCCUGCUGUACUGUGUGCGGCUGUGAUCCAAAGCUCAGUGAAGUCGGCUCCAUUCUGACGUCUGGAAAACAUUUUGGAGUAAUAAUCCACGACCUCUGCCCAGUUCAGUAAUAUAUAUAUGGUGUGUAGACUCAUUAAUGGACCGAUUCCAUACUGGAAAAGACUGACUCACAAAUGAUGCUACUAUACUUCCACAUCUGACUAAUAUUUAUGCAAUAAAUAACUAACUUUUUACAUCUGAUGCUUGUUGAAUGUGACCGAGAAAUGAACUGCAACAUGGUGAGUGUGCAACAAUCUCCGCCACUGAUCAUUCCUGUUAGAAUGACGUGGGUCAGCAGCACCGAAGAUAAGGUUGCCGCUUACACACUGCUCAUUCAUCAUGCGGUUAAGGGGCCCUAGUUAAUUUAAGUUUACUGUAAGUUUCGGGCGACACGGUCCAAUCAGGAAAUAGAGGGAAUGAUUGUGCUGUACUUCAUGGUUCAAUGAGUGUGGAAUGAGUCAAGUAAACUUUGCAACGGCCUUAAUGACAGUUAGAAAUGUUCUGUAUUGUUCUCAUAACUCUGGUAUAUUUUUAUUUUUUUUAUUUUAAAGCAUAUAGUGAAUUAUACAGGCAUGCCACUGAAAGAUGUGUACUAUCCAACAGAGGUGUGAACUCACAAAUUUUAGACUUGACUUCAUUUUGUUUUGUUUGUUCUGUUGUUAAAAUGGCAGUAUGUUUGGUGAAGAGUGCAUUAUGACUUGUUUAGGACUUUAAACUCAAUGUUAAGUCUUUUCUCUGGACUUAAGUGCAAAGACUUGAGACUUACUUGGGACUUCCAAAACAAUGACUUGGUGCCAUCUCUGCUACCCAAUGUUGGAACAGAUUCUCUUCGAUUGUGCAUCUUUAGUAUAAUUACAGAGCCCAUUAGACCUUUGAUGCAAAGAAAUUUGCCUCAUCUUGAUGUCUGUGAUGGUAAAAGUGAUGAUCAACACAUGGUGCAUAGUCUGUCAGUGCUCUUUUUUUCCCUGUGACAACUAAACAAAAGGACCCCAGAUUGUUCAUAAGGCCAAAGCAGGAUUAAGCCUCUAGGGCAGGGGCACCCAAACUUUUUUCCUUGUAGAACUGAAAUUAAAUGGAGGGCACCUAUUACACCUAUUGUAUUGUUAAGAUGCAAAUGGUACUAGGAUCCCAAGUUCCAUUAUUGACUGCUGCCCAUAUUAUGAAAACAAAAUAAUAAUUAGGGAUACUACAUAAUAAACCUGAUCAUAGAUCCCAUAAAUGAUCACUCUUCUCUUUAUGUCAAUUUUGGCCUUACAGCGGUCAAGCAGCCGGCUCAGUUUGAUGUGGAGUUUCAGUCGGGUGUUUGUGUGAUGUCAACACACGACUCUGUGCUCAGGGACACCACAAAUGGAGGAAGAGUGACCACUGCUGGGUUUGAGAACUUAAAAGAAACCUUGACGGAGGACACAUGAAAGUAGAAGAAUCACCUCUCUAGAGCAAAUGUUUCUAGUCCAUGCAUUGUGCAUUAUGUGUUUUAUGUAUUGAGAAUGUAUUUUUGUUUCUUGUCUUAAUCAUUUGAACCACAGCUUAUAAACCAAAUCCCCCCUCUUGGACAUUAAAUGGCAAAAAAUAAAAAAAGAACUGUAGCCUACACAA
Messenger RNA from Dicentrarchus labrax (European seabass), 3346 nucleotides. Its product is annotated as diacylglycerol O-acyltransferase 1-like. Lineage: Eukaryota; Metazoa; Chordata; Actinopteri; Moronidae. Gene Ontology annotation, molecular function: diacylglycerol O-acyltransferase activity. Gene Ontology annotation, cellular component: endoplasmic reticulum membrane. Gene Ontology annotation, biological process: triglyceride biosynthetic process. The transcript has 18 exons. The record is from RefSeq and is a predicted model, not a curated record. The coding region runs from base 263 to 1705 and encodes 480 amino acids.